Lasiosphaeria miniovina is the source of this 1518-nucleotide messenger RNA. Its product is annotated as L-Aspartase-like protein. The coding region runs from base 1 to 1518 and encodes 505 amino acids. Gene Ontology annotation, molecular function: (S)-2-(5-amino-1-(5-phospho-D-ribosyl)imidazole-4-carboxamido) succinate lyase (fumarate-forming) activity; N6-(1,2-dicarboxyethyl)AMP AMP-lyase (fumarate-forming) activity. Lineage: Eukaryota; Fungi; Ascomycota; Sordariomycetes; Sordariales; Lasiosphaeriaceae. Gene Ontology annotation, biological process: 'de novo' AMP biosynthetic process. Gene Ontology annotation, cellular component: cytosol. The transcript is spliced from 5 exons. The record is from RefSeq and is a predicted model, not a curated record.
AUGGAGGCGCAGAUCCGGGAGCUGCAGCAGCAGCUCGAGCAGCUCAAGAUCAAGGCGGGCUCGUCCGUCUUCGAUGCCUACCAGACGUCGCUCACGGCGCGGUACUGCAGCCCCGAGAUGUCGCGGCUCUUCAGCCAGCGGUCGCGCCACUCGACGUGGCGCAAGCUGUGGCUCUACCUGGCCGAGGCCGAGAGCGAGCUGGGCAUCUGCGCCGUCACCCCCGACGCGCUCGACCAGAUGCGCGCCCACCUCGUCCUCACCGACGCCGACUUCGAGGUCGCCCGUGUCGAGGAGAAGAAGCGCCGCCACGACGUCAUGGCCCACGUCCACGCCUUUGGCGCCGUCGCCCCCAAAGCUGCCGGCAUCAUCCACUACGGAGCUACGAGCUGCUAUGUCACCGACAACGCCGAGCUAAUCCUUAUGCGCGACGCAAUGGAUCUGCUCCUCCCCAAGCUAGCCAAGGUCCUUGACAACCUAGCCAAGUUCGCCGUCGAGUGGAAGGCCCUGCCCACCCUGGCUUACACCCAUCUUCAGCCAGCGCAGCUCAUCACGGUCGGAAAACGCGCCGCCCAGUGGGCGCAGGAUCUCAUGUUUGAUUUGGAGAGCAUCGAGCACGUUCGCCGCGAGCUCAAGUUCCGAGGCGCGCAGGGAACCACGGGAACGCAGGCGUCCUUCCUGGAAAUCUUCAACGGCGACGCUGCCAAGUGCGACCAGCUCAACAAGCUCGUCUGCAGGAAGGCCGGCUUCGCGGGCUGCUACGACGUGUCGACCCAGACGUACACGCGCAAGGUCGACCUGAUCAUCGCCAACGCCAUCACCGGCCUCGGCGCCACCACGCAAAAAAUUUGCGGCGACAUCCGCCACCUCGCCACGUGGAAGGAGCUCGAGGAGCCGUUUGAGAAGGACCAGAUCGGCUCGUCUGCAAUGGCGUACAAGCGCAACCCGAUGCGGUCGGAGCGCAUGUACAGUCUGGCGCGCGAGCUCAUGUCCAAGCCGGCGAGCUUCGCCAACACGCUGUCGGACCAGUGGAUGGAGCGGACCCUGGACGACAGCGCGAUCCGGCGCAUCGACAUCCCGUCGACGUUCCUGCUGGCCGACGCCAUCCUCAUGGGGCUCGACAACAUCACUAACGGGCUCGUCGUGUACCCGAAAGUGAUCGAGGCGCGCGUGCAGCAGGAGCUGCCCUUCAUGAUCACCGAGAGCAUCAUCAUGAAGCUCGUGGCCAAGGGCGAGUCGCGCCAGGAGGCCCACGAGCAGAUCCGCGUGCUGUCGCACCAGGCCGGCAGCGUCGUCAAGAACGAGGGCAAGCCCAACGACCUCGUCGACCGCAUCCGCGCCACCCCCUUCUUCGCGCCCAUCCUGCCCGAACUCGACGACAUGCUGCGCCCCGACCUGUACAUUGGCCGCAGCGUCGACAUUGUCGACCGCUUCUGCGGGCCCGGCGGCGUGCUCGAGCAAAAGAUCAGCCCGUACCGCGCCGUCGUCGACAAGGCCGUCACCGCCGAGCUCAGCGUUUGA